AUGUUCACGAUCGGCGGCACGCUCUCGUCGCUGGCGUGCGGGAGCGUCGCGCGGUACAUGCACGCGGGGCGUCGCGCGUGCCUCCAGGCGAGCGCAGCGUGCGUCCUGGCAGGCGGCAUCCUCCUCUGCGUGUCGUCCUCGUUUGCGAUGCUCUCCUUGGCGCGCCUCCUCCAGGGCAUCGGCGCGGGGAUCGGCGUCGUGCAGGUGCCGCUGUACCUCCAGGAGAUCUCGCCGCCAGCGCUCAGCGGCGAGGUCGGCAUCCUGAACCAGGUCGCGGUCGUGUGCGGCAUCUUUGUGGCCCAGGCGACAGGCACGCUCGUCGUGUCAGCCAACGCGCCGACCUAUUACGUUCCCCAAGUCAGCGCGGUGCUUGCCGCGUGCCAGCUGCUUAUCGGCGCGCUCUGGGCGUGCGAGAGCCCGGGGUGGCUCGAGGGCGAGGGCGCGCACCUCGCCGCGGCGGCGCCCCAGAGCCCCGAAACGAUCCGCAAGCGCCUGUGGGGCACGGCGACGUACGAAGUGCUGCCCACGCCGCCGGACGAGACCGCGCAGCGCACCGCGCCAGACUGGCGCAGAGACCCCCAGCUGCGCCGCGGCCUGUGGCUCGUUGGCCUCACGCAGGCCGCGCAGCAGCUGAGCGGCGUGAAUGCCAUCCUAUACUACAGUACCGGCAUCCUCUCGUCGCUCAUGCCGACGCUCGCGAGCCAGAUCGGGCUCUUGAUCACGGUCGUGAACGGUGCCCUGACCUUUCCGCCGAUCUUCCUCAUCUCGGAAGAACGCGUGGGCCGCAAGGCGCUGCUGGUCGGCUCGGCGAGCGGCAUGGGCCUCUUUUGCUUCGUGCUCGCGUACAGCCUCACGUACGGGUACGCGGCGCUGAGCGCGAUCGCGAUCCUGUGCGUCAUUGCGUGCUUCUCCAUGGGCCUGGGGCCCGUGCCGUUUGUGAUCCUCCCCGAAGUGAUUCCCGCACAGUACGGCUCGCUCGGCUCCUCGUUCGGCCUCAGCGUCAACUGGAUCUCCAACAUUAUUGUCGCGGCCGGCUUUCCGCCACUGCGCUCGGCCCUCGGCGCGUGGGACCGCGGCACGGGCGGCCUGGUCUUUGUCGUGUUUGGCGCCGCGAAUCUCGUGGCGGCAGCGCUGAUCCAGCGCGAUUAUGUCUACUAG
Malassezia japonica is the source of this 1158-nucleotide messenger RNA. RefSeq lists its product as uncharacterized. The coding region runs from base 1 to 1158 and encodes 385 amino acids. The transcript has a single exon. Gene Ontology annotation, biological process: monosaccharide transmembrane transport. Lineage: Eukaryota; Fungi; Basidiomycota; Malasseziomycetes; Malasseziales; Malasseziaceae. Gene Ontology annotation, cellular component: membrane. The record is from RefSeq and is a predicted model, not a curated record. Gene Ontology annotation, molecular function: hexose transmembrane transporter activity.